AUGGAUAUUCCUCGCUUGAUCAAUACUAUCGGAUGGGGUGAUAUCUUGCCUAAUCGAAACUUUGGUUUUCGUCCAGAGGCUGUUCGCAUGUUUUACUCCAACAUGAAGCCUUGUCUUCAUAUCACACCUCCUUGCUUCACAACGAUAGUAUACAAUUACCUGAUUACUAUCAAUGUGGAACUGUUAUCAUUACUCCUUGGGAUUCCCAUAGCUGGAGCAGAAGUCAUGAAUGAAUUGGACUUUCAUUCUGUUGAGUUCAAUGAGGGAGAUGCUCUGAGGUUAUACACUCGUGAUACCGGCCGGUAUUAUCCUUCUGAAUUCCACACUGGUAGACUUCCGGAUGAUCUCAAAGUCAUGCAUUUUUACAUCACAAGGUGUUUUCUGCCUAGAUCCUUCGGUCUCAAUACUAUUUAUCCAUCGGAUCUAUGGAUUCUGGCUAGUGCCAAAGAAAACAGGGUGAUUAGUUAUCCCCACCUGAUGUUUGACCACAUGUUGAACUAUCAUGCUGAUAACUUUCAUGCCGAGCUUCCUUUUGCUCCGCAAAUCACUCAGAUCCUACUAGCCUUAGGGCUUGAUCUUCGUUUUAAGGUGGCUCGUGUAGACAUGUUAGGGUCUCUACGUGCUCAGUUUGUUCUGCGCAAGAUGGAUGCCUCUGUGGGGCGUCGUGCUCCGGUGGUCAAUGCUCCAGGGGGAGGAAAUGAAGCUGCUGGAGUUCCUUCUGACUCUGAUGGACUCCAUCUGUCUGAAUUGGAAAGAGAUGAAGCGGAGGAAGAACCAGACAGGGCAGAUAUGGGUAGCCCUCUCAGGGAUAAUGGGAAGCGCCCUAUGAUAGAUCCCUUAGAAUUGGUUCGAGCCAUGCUCAGACAGGAUGAAGCUAGCAGCAGCAGCAGAAACCUGAUGAUGGAAGAUGAAGAGGAAGCAAUAUCAGAUUAUGUGCCAUCACCUAGGUUUUCUUUCUAA
Linum tenue is the source of this 960-nucleotide messenger RNA. The record is from the annotation of a GenBank genome assembly. Lineage: Eukaryota; Viridiplantae; Streptophyta; Magnoliopsida; Malpighiales; Linaceae.